Triticum turgidum subsp. durum (durum wheat) is the source of this 927-nucleotide messenger RNA. NCBI's taxonomy places the organism in Eukaryota, Viridiplantae, Streptophyta, Magnoliopsida, Poales, Poaceae. The record is from the annotation of a GenBank genome assembly.
AUGGUCUCCGAGGGCGCCAUGAUGUGCCUCUCCCUCGCCUACGUGGCCGACAAGGUGCCCGAGGGGCGGCGAGCGGCGGCCUUCGGGGUGUUCUCCGGCGUCUGCACUGCCGGCUUCGUAGGCGGCACCAUCGCGGCCCGCUUCCUCUCCGUGUCCUCUACGUUCCAGGUGGCGACGUUGGCGUCCGUUGCUGCGGCGGUGUACCUGAGGGCCUUUGUCCAGGAGACGGACCGCGGAGCGUCGCUGCUGCGCGACGAGGAGGCCUCGCGCCUGCUCUUCCCUACCUCCUCUAGCCCCGAGGAGGCGUCGCCGAGGCUCCCGCAUCUCCGGAAGGCGCCGUCGCUGUCGGAGAUGGCCACCCUUCUUACCAGCAGCUCAACUUUCACAAGAGCAGCGGUCGUCACAUUUUUCCACAGCCUUGGCGAAACAGGCCUGCAAACUGCAUUACUGUAUUUCCUGAAGGCCCAAUUCCACUAUACCAAGAACCAGUAUGCUAAUUUGUUGCUUAUUAUUGGCAUUACAGGAAGUUUCUCACAGCUGACCAUGAUGCCUUUCUUAGCGCCGAAGCUGGGUGAGCAGAAGCUACUUGUCGUGGCACUUACAGGGAGCUGCGUGCAUGUCCCUUAUCUUGCUGCAAGCUGUGUGAUUCUAAGCAUUUUGGUCGGCCCUUGUAUAAGGAGCAUUGUAUCAAAAAAAGUAGGGCCUUCUGAGCAGGGAAUGGUUCAAGGCUGUAUUACAGGAAUCAGCUCAACUGCAAGUGUCAUAUCUCCUCUAGUUUUUACUCCGCUCACAGCAUGGUUCCUAUCAGAGACCACACCUUUCAACUUCAAAGGUUUCAGCCUGGCUUGUGCUGGAUUUGCUACGUUGGUGGCACUCAUAAUGAGCAUUAAUAUGAGGCCAGCAGAGGUUCAGCCAGAUACCAGAUAG